Mesocestoides corti is the source of this 915-nucleotide messenger RNA. The record is from the annotation of a GenBank genome assembly. Lineage: Eukaryota; Metazoa; Platyhelminthes; Cestoda; Cyclophyllidea; Mesocestoididae.
AUGUCUUUGGACGACUUCUUCAAUAAAAAGAGCAAGAAGAAGUCAAAGAAAACUAUUAAUGCGCAGGAACUCUUUGAGAAAAUCACUGACGGACCUCAGAGGCAAAAGUACGAGGCAGAAAAAAACUCUGAUGAUGUCGUUGACCCUCAGGCCGAGGAUACCGGAGAAUGGGAACCCAUUGUCAACGAUGACAUCGAACUUGAUUUUUCGAAUAUGCGUAUAAACGAUUUGUCGACCGCAAAAAACGAGGAAGAACAGGCGGUUAAUGAAAAUAUCAGUGCCGUAAACAAGUCCGAUGAUUCAAAGGUGGUUUGGGGCGGCAAGGCGAAAACAGAAGAACCAGAGGCGAAAGAGGAAAAGCCCUCUGAACCAGUCAAGUCGGGCGUAUACAUUCCAGUUAAUUUGAGACCUGGUGGUGCAGCCCUGUCUGCACUUUCCAAGCCUCGACCAAACCUGGAUAGCGUAGAAGAAUUCCCAACUUUAGACUUUGCUGCUCAAGCUAAAGCCAAAAAACCCGUUGUUUCUGAAAAACAGGAAGAUUCUUGGACAGAAGUAUCCAAAUCCUCUAGUGGUCACCGCAUGAAUGAACCGGCGUCCAUUGGUAGCAGUAGUGCUGCUUUCACAAACUUCAGGCGCGACGAUGCGCCACCGACCAAAUAUGCGGCUCCCGGUUUCCGGGAGUAUGGUCCCCGGUACGCGCGAGACGCAUCUCCCUCGAGACCUUCACCUUCCCAGCGUUCUGGUGGCUGGGUUCGAGGUGAACAUGUUAGAAGCAAGCAACCGCCCACUGUGGAACAAGUAUCGGCAGAUAAAAACAAUAGUUCGGAAGCCUCCAAACAUCACGGUAUUCUUCAUCAGAGGGAUAUUCUGUCGUUCACGCAAGAAAAUCGUUAUGCUCAAUUGGAUAACGCCUGA